Molecule: messenger RNA, 2606 nt
Organism: Gasterosteus aculeatus aculeatus (three-spined stickleback)
Lineage: Eukaryota; Metazoa; Chordata; Actinopteri; Perciformes; Gasterosteidae
Gene: tpma
Product: alpha-tropomyosin
Biological process (GO): cell adhesion
Source: RefSeq, a predicted model, not a curated record
ACACAUUUGACUCACUACACUCCAGCUGGGCGUCCCGUGUGGUUCGGAUCCUUUCAUUGAGUUUCAUCUUAGUUGUGCGCGGCGCACACCCCUGAAGAUAAGCAGCCAUGGAUGCCAUCAAGAAAAAGAUGCAGAUGCUGAAGCUCGACAAGGAGAGCGCAUUGGACAGAGCUGAGCAGGCCGAGUCAGACAAGAAAGCGGCGGAGGACAGAAGCAAACAGCUUGAGGAUGACCUGGCAGCACUGCAGAAGAAGCUCAAGUCAACUGAGGAUGAGUUGGACAAGUACUCCGAAGCCCUGAAGGAUGCCCAGGAGAAACUGGAGCUCGCUGAGACGAAAGCCACAGAUGCUGAGGGUGAUGUAGCUUCCCUGAACAGACGUAUCCAGCUGGUCGAGGAGGAGUUGGACCGCGCUCAGGAGCGUCUGGCCACAGCACUGACCAAGCUGGAGGAGGCAGAGAAGGCUGCUGAUGAGAGCGAGAGAGGCAUGAAGGUCAUUGAGAACAGGGCAAUGAAGGACGAGGAGAAGAUGGAGCUGCAGGAGAUCCAGCUGAAGGAGGCCAAACACAUUGCAGAGGAGGCUGACCGCAAAUACGAGGAGGUGGCCCGUAAGCUGGUGAUCAUUGAGAGCGACUUGGAGCGCACGGAGGAGCGUGCUGAGAUGUCUGAGAGCAAAUGCUCCGAGCUCGACGAGGAGCUUAAAACUGUGCAGAACAACCUGAAGUCUCUGGAGGCCCAGGCAGAGAAGUACUCUCAGAAGGAGGACAAGUACGAGGAGGAGAUCAAGGUUCUUACAGACAAGUUGAAGGAGGCUGAGACCCGCGCUGAGUUUGCUGAGAGAUCAGUCGCCAAGCUUGAGAAGACCAUCGACGAUCUGGAAGAUGAGCUGUAUGCCCAGAAACUGAAGUACAAGGCCAUCAGCGAGGAGCUGGACCACGCCCUCAACGACAUGACUUCCAUACCAUCUAUACAAGCAGCUUGAGAAAAACCGCAUCCUGACCAAUGAACUGAGAGUAGCCUUAAACGAGGCGUAGGCUGGGAUGCGCUCUGGCAUUCUUUCGUGCUGAAUCUCAAACGUCCUGUUAUAUGAAAAGGGCUACGACGCAAGGCUUAAACCCAUAAAUACUUUAAACAAAUGGGGAAGUUUCUUGUUAUGCAUGCUAAAACUGAGGCAUUGGGUGGCGGGGGGGUCAGACAACCUCUGGUCAUGAGAAGUUGCAGCGGGUUUCACAAUUUCUACUCUUAUGUAGCACUUCGGUCUGCACGGUGCUGUCGCUCAUGAGCUGAAGGCCGGGCAGGAUGCUAGUGGGCAACGUCUGUAAGGGGCUCAUGAAAUGACGCAGGGGGUCCACAAUGCCUUGUACACCACUGCUAAAUUGAAAGGACAAGUUUAAAAAAAAAAAAAAAAAAAAUGCAUUGAUAUUCCAAGAUUUAGAAUGUUAAGCUUUCCCAAGAACUACACUGCUGUUUUGGCCUCGAUACAGAUUUGACUUGUUGAUUUAUUCAAAUUCCCUUCAGUUUGAAUGGUAACACAAGAAGGCGUGUGCUUUGGUUUGAAGCAGAAUGGACGCAGUGCUGACCGCUGUACAUGUGGAGAGAAGCCCCUUCCAGUCAAUUAAAGAAGCAUACCAGUUUUAGAGCUCUAUUCUGUCAUGUAUGUAUGGUUAGAGGGUUUAUGUUGAGUGUUUAUCAAAUGGAAGGAUCAUUCAAUGGAAUGGUAAGACUUUUAAGCUUUAGAAUAAAAUUGAAAAGACAGACCAAAUAUGUGUGAUCAUGACCGUAAAGUGCUUGGAGUAGAUACUGUAGGUCAUGAUCAUAAUUUAAAUCUUAACAUUAAUAAUGACUAAGGAGCAUUAUUUUGUAGCUACAGCAUUGUAGUUGAUGAGUGAUCACUAUGCUGUUUGUUAUCCUGGACUAGAGCUUUGUUUAAAUCCUGUCCAUCUUUGUGUGGUGUUUAUGACUUUUAACCAAUGCAAUGCUGUAUUAACAGAUAAACUCACACGCGUAAAAGAAGAAAGCCUCAACGCACAGCGGAUGCUGGAUCAGUUUUUAGUGGAGAUGCUUAACAUUUGACCCCGCUGUGUUCAUCUCCCCACGUUGCUUCAUCGACUCUGAAUAUGGAUGUUUGGCCUGGUGGUUAAAAGUGUCCUCUGAACUUCUUAUCCUGAAGAAACCAGUUCAACACAAAGGUAGCACACACUGCUUUAUUUACAUACUGUUUGCUUUACACACUGUAAUCAAAGGUCAGUUAUCAUUCAAGUUUACAUGUAUAUGUUGGGAGGAUUUGCACUUUUUUUGUGGAAAUGCACUGCACAUAAAUGUCAUCAAGGCCAUAAAUGAAGCCCCGGAUAUAUAAAGGGACUUUUAUUACGUGUACUUUUGUAAAGUUGUUUUCUUUGUUUCUGCUGUAUUGUAAAACUCUUCAAUGUGAUGUACACUUCAUCUAAGCAAGGAUGGACUGAAUUGGCACGGUUGCUUGAAUGUACUGUUUAAUUAGAUAAUGUUUCCACAAUGUACUUUUCUGCCCACGUUGAUAAAUUCUUUUUUUUUGUUGCUCCCAUUUUAUCUUGGAAAAGUAAAGCUUGUGUAAUAAAUGGUUGGAUCUAUA